AUGCCUGAUAAUGAUGCAGAAGAAAUUGAAUUUGAAAGUGAUAAUCGAAGGUUACACUUGCAGUUAGGGUUGCAGGUACGAUCUAAAACUGCUAGUUGUGGUAGUAGUACAGAGAUGCGAGGGGCAAUGCAAUCAAGGACACGAAGAAUUUUAUCGUUAUGGUAUAGAGAUAAAUUAAUGGAAAAAAAUCAUUCAAUCUUUAUUGCGUGUGAUUUGAGUAUAAUUCGGAUAGUGAGUCGGGCUAAAUCAGUUGGAACAAAAUCAAGUUGCGAUGGCCAGGUCAAGGAGUGGAAUAGCGUUGGAAGGAGGGAAACUUGUCUUAACCUGUUUCCCAAUUUUACUCAUGUCAUAUCACUUUUUGCAGCAAUUUUCGUCCCCCACCAUUUCGGUAACAUGCUUUCAUGUUCCUGCUCCGCUCCUUCUCAUUCUUCUCCGCUCGCUACUCUUCUUGUUCCUGGUUCCCUUAAACCAAACCACGAUAGAAAAAACUUGUCUACCACCAGUAGCAACAAGAUAGAGAAAAAUUUGGAAUCACUGACUGACAGAAGAGCGGACGAUGAUCGCCACGGUGCUAGUCGCAACCAUCUUUUUACGUGUCAUGCUGACACUCCUCUAUAUUGCUUCAUCUCAUUCACUUCUAACUCAGCAAGGGAGUUACUGAUAAUCAUUGGCAAAAUACCCGAUGGCCACAUUGCUCCCAGUCCUAAUAGCUGCAGUUUAUUAGCUUUUUUGUCUGUCAGCUCUUUGCAUUAG
This is a messenger RNA of Thelazia callipaeda (thelaziosis nematode), 753 nucleotides long. The record is from the annotation of a GenBank genome assembly. Lineage: Eukaryota; Metazoa; Nematoda; Chromadorea; Rhabditida; Thelaziidae.